Messenger RNA from Guillardia theta CCMP2712, 782 nucleotides. RefSeq lists its product as hypothetical. Gene Ontology annotation, cellular component: cytosol. The transcript has 3 exons. The record is from RefSeq and is a predicted model, not a curated record. Bases 1 to 729 code for a protein of 242 amino acids. NCBI's taxonomy places the organism in Eukaryota, Cryptophyceae, Pyrenomonadales, Geminigeraceae. Gene Ontology annotation, molecular function: NAD(P)H dehydrogenase (quinone) activity.
AUGAAGGCGCUAGAGCCCCUAAAGGUCCAACUCUGGAGGGGAGCCAACAGGCUCACGUCUCUGGUCCCUCCUCCGCCUUUCGGGGGGAGGCCCGGCAUACAGAAGAAGGUGUUCAUCGUUUGCUCCAACCCCGUUGGCUCGUCCUUCUCCAACGCCAUCGCCGACUCGGCGGAGAAGGGCCUGCUAGCCAGUGGCCACCUCAUCCGGCGCAUCAACCUCUACUCCAUGCCGAGUGAAGUUGGGGGAGGAGAGUUCCGGUCGCUGCUCUCGACAGAUGAGCGGCAGAGCUACUUCCAAGAGAACAACCAGCCUCAGCUCAGGCAGGACAAGCACGUCGAGCACGUGGUGGAGAGCUUGAAGUGGUGUGACAGCCUGGUGCUGGUCUACCCGACCUGGUGGUUCAACAUCCCUGCCAUCCUCAAAGGAUUCUUCGAUAGGUGCUUCGUCCCGGGUGUGGGCUUCAAGUACGAUCCUGAGCUCGGCCAGAGAACUACAGGGCUCAAGAACAUCGAGCAGGUUGCUGUCAUCACAACCUACGGAUUCUCUUGGCUAGAGGUCAUGAAGGCCGGAGACGCCGGAAGGCGGAUGAUCUCAGGUGGAAUGAGGAUGCUGUUUGCUCCCCUCUGUACCCUCAAAUGGCUGGGGUUGUACGAAAUGCAGUCAGCUCAACCUAGGGAGGUGCGCACGGAGUUCUUGGAGGAGGUUGAGCAGGCCUUCAAGGAGUGGUGAAAACCUCCAUUGAAAGGAAAAAAAACGUUUAUUCAUGGUUUAAAAAAUUAAAG